GGCAAGUAACCUUGAUCCUUUCGCGAGUCGUACGUGACAGCCAUCGUUCGGGUGGACACCGGUUAGUGUCGAUCGAGACAUCGUCGAAGUAGCAAGCGAUCCUUGGCAGUUUUACGAGUUAUCGACGUUCCCUGCAUGCGACAGGAUGAAAACGUUCGUCCAAGUUCUUCUCGUUACGGCGUGCUUCGUCGCCUGUACACGCAGUUUCCCAAGUAGCUUAGGAUACGAUUCGUCUGAUGAAGAUGAUAUCGAAACCUCCUUCGACUUCGCUAUGCCUAAUUUGUUUUCUGAUACUAUCAAUAGAAUCAGGCAAAAUUUCUUAAACUACUUCUGGACUAUCCCUGAUAUGACAAACUUUUCUACUCCCGAAGGAGCGAACACAACAUCCACAGUCAAGAUCAUUAACGGCCAUGUGGUGACGAUCAACGAGACAGUAUAUUCGAAGAACGAUAGUAAUGGUGGUGCCGUGUUCCGUGUUCGUAUAAUCGACGUGAAGCCACAAAACGAGACCGAAGUGAUUGGAGGAGGCAGCACGGAGCAACCAUCGGUCAGGUCAGAGCCGGACCCGGAGAGCCGCGAGACUGUCGAAGAGUUCAACAACGAAAUAUCGAAAAACACGGAAACGCUGACCGCUUAAAAGGUGAUUAGUCUGCUCGCGAGACACGCCGACGAUCAGCAAUGUCCGAGUGGAUUUCAUGGAGAGGAAGGAGUGAUUUUUAUUUCGUGGCUGUAGUAGAGUAACUUCGAUGACACCGCGGUGUGCAUCAUGUUAAAAUAU
Messenger RNA from Atta colombica, 778 nucleotides. RefSeq names its product icarapin-like (gene vir-1). The coding region runs from base 146 to 637 and encodes 163 amino acids. The record is from RefSeq and is a predicted model, not a curated record. NCBI's taxonomy places the organism in Eukaryota, Metazoa, Arthropoda, Insecta, Hymenoptera, Formicidae. The transcript has 4 exons.